AUGCAACCCCCUCUGCCCUCCGUCACACCCACCUGGCGCAACGACACCUACGAUGCCAUCUCACCCUCGCGCCCAGAGCUGAGCGCGGCAGGCAAGACCAUCAUCGUGGUUGGUGCGGGAAGUGGAAUCGGUCGAGAGACUGCCCUGGCCUUUGCCACUGCCGGAGCCUCCCGAGUCAUUCUCCUCGGCCGAACCGAGGCCGCCGUAGCCCAGACGGCCGCGUCCCUGCCUACCUCGGUCCAGGGCGACGUGCACGCUGUGGACAUCACGAACGAAGAGGCCUUGACUAAGGUGGCGGCGGCGGCGGGCCAGUGGGACGUCCUCGUCCUCACUGCCGGUUAUGUGUCCAGCCCCUCGCCUGUGGCGGCAUCGUCCAGCGACGAGUGGUGGCAGAGCUUCGAGACAAACACAAAGGGCACGUACCUCGUCACAAAGGCCUUCCUCCCCACGGCCAACCCCUCCCAUGCCGCCGUCGUUGCCCUCACUACCGGCACGACGGCCCUACCGGCAGUGGCGCUCCCUGGCCUAUCCGCCUACAUGGCGUCCAAGCUGGCUCAGACAAAGAUCAUCGAGUUCCUCGCGGCCGAGAACCCCAACCUCUUCGCGGUCACCCUUCACCCGGGCAUGGUCGAGACCGACAUCUUCAAGAAGAGUGGUGCCAAGGCCGAGGCGCUCCCAAUGGACAAAGUGCAACUUCCAGCCCACUUCACGGUCUGGUUGACCAGCCCCGAGGCGGCGUUCCUGAGUGGCCGCACGGUUUGGGCGAACUGGGAUGUUGAAGAGCUUAAACAAAGCGCCGGGGCAAUCCAGUCCGGUCAGCUGCUGACUAGCGGGAUCAACGGGUGGCCCUACACAAGUCUUGCGUGA
Molecule: messenger RNA, 867 nt
Organism: Colletotrichum graminicola M1.001
Lineage: Eukaryota; Fungi; Ascomycota; Sordariomycetes; Glomerellales; Glomerellaceae
Product: short chain dehydrogenase
Exons: 4
Coding region: 1-867 (288 amino acids)
Cellular component (GO): cytosol
Molecular function (GO): oxidoreductase activity
Source: RefSeq, a predicted model, not a curated record